Molecule: messenger RNA, 1152 nt
Organism: Talaromyces atroroseus
Lineage: Eukaryota; Fungi; Ascomycota; Eurotiomycetes; Eurotiales; Trichocomaceae
Exons: 4
Coding region: 1-1152 (383 amino acids)
Molecular function (GO): oxidoreductase activity, acting on NAD(P)H
Source: RefSeq, a predicted model, not a curated record
AUGGCCACAAGCAAUACGAUGAAGGCCCUGGUUCUCAGGCCCCUGACUGGAUCGCUGGCUGUGGAAGGUGCCACCGUGCCAGUCCCUGGACCAAAUCAAAUCCUUAUCAAGGUGAAGGCAGUCGGACUCAACAUGGUAGACGUCAUGAACGUAGAUCACCCUCUCGCACUCCAAGAGAUGCGCGUUGUGGGCUCUGACUUCGCAGGAGAAGUGGAGAGAGUUGGCGAAGAUGUCAAAACCCUGCACGACCCGCGUGUGAAAAUUGGCGCACGCGUUGCUGGAUUUGUUCAAGGCGCAAACUCUGCUAAUGAACGUCCCGGUGCCUUUGCCGAAUACGUUGUGGCUGAUUAUGACUUGACCUGGAAAGUCGAUGAUGACUUAGCGCUGGAAAAUGCCGCUGCUGUCAGCAUGUGUGCUCUCACUGCCGCACAGGGUCUCUUCUACCGCAUAGGCUUUCCAUGUCCGUUCUAUGGGACGUCGACGUUCGGGGACGUAGAAGAGCCUGUGUAUGUUUUUAUCUACGGCGCAACGACCAACGUCGGUAUGUAUGCUGCGCAGCUGGUUCGAAUCGCGGAGGAAACGGCGGGUAAAAAGGUCAAACUCAUUGGAGCAGCCAGCGCCUCGAAGCAUGCCGAACUAAACCGGGAGCCAUUUCAAUACGACCUUGUGGUCGAUUACAAAGAUGACAAUUGGCCACAACGGGUCCGUGAUGCGACUGGUGGGAUGGGCGUGUCGUACGCAAUUGACGCAGUAUCUGUCGGCUCAACAGUAGCCAAGGUCGAAAGCACAUUGAACUCUGAGGGUAAAUUUGCCGCUUAUCGAACUCCAGCCAUCGGGGGAUAUGACAUGUCUGCGUUAAAGAUCAAGCCUGUCAUCGGUGCGGUUUGGGAGGGCCUCGGAGCUGAGAUCAAUUAUCACGGUGCUACUAUCCCCGCCAACCCCACUGCUAGGAGCUUCGCCGCCGCGUUUUUUAGAUUUAUAGGCCAAGAGCCCCCCUCUGGCUUCAACAUACUCCAGCCGGUUCCUAUCCGUCUCAUGCCUGGUGGCCUAAGCAAGAUCAGUUUUGAUGGCUUCGCUGUGCUCCGCCGUUCGCCACUGGUAUCCAAGAUCGGAUCGGAUCAGAACGUGGAGGCUCAUUUGCGAGCGAAGUGA